Callorhinchus milii (elephant shark) is the source of this 2734-nucleotide messenger RNA. RefSeq names its product NCK-interacting protein with SH3 domain. Lineage: Eukaryota; Metazoa; Chordata; Chondrichthyes; Chimaeriformes; Callorhinchidae. Gene Ontology annotation, molecular function: protein binding; Arp2/3 complex binding. The transcript is spliced from 13 exons. The coding region runs from base 90 to 2291 and encodes 733 amino acids. Gene Ontology annotation, biological process: endocytosis. The record is from RefSeq and is a predicted model, not a curated record.
CGCUCGCGCCUCACCGGGUUUUCCAGCCUUCUUCCCCCCCUCCCCAUUUCCCCUUCCUCUCCUCCUUCCCCCCCCUCCUCCGGGCCGCCAUGUACCGGGCUCUGUACACCUUCCACUCGGCCGAGCCGCACUCGCUGCACUUCACGGCGGGCGAGAGCUUCGUUAUCCUGGAGCGGAGCAACCAGCACUGGUGGUUAGCAUCCAAGAGCAGCACCGGGGAAGUGGGCUACAUCCCGGCCUCCUACAUCCAGAAAGACGAGUCAAAUCAGCAAGACCUGGUUCUUCAAUCCAUAGACCGAGCUAUUGAAGCCAUUCACAAUGCAGCAAUGGAAAAUGGCGGCAAAUACAAUCUAGAACAGCGGGAGGUUCUACAGAAACUCAUUCAUCAUCGAAAGGACACAGUUGCCCGAAAAGGUUCAACUGUAAGCCAACAGAAGGUGAUCCUGACGCCCUCCACUGAUCAUCAGCAAGAAACUGAUCGCAAACCAAAUGGACUGAGCAAGAUUCCAUACGACCAAAACUCGAGUCCGGUAAAUGCAACUUCUUCAGACAAUUUCUAUCAGGUACCACCUCAACCUCGACGUGCUGCUCCUGUUGCUCCUCCAGAACUUGAAAAACAUAAGGAAUUGCUCUCUGGAUCAUUACUGAAGCCAAAAGAGGAUGUUGAUAAAAUCCCUCCAAGGACUGUGUCAGCUGUUUCCUAUGUGAGUACAGCUUCUCUUGACACUGUAUACACUGUAUCCUCAACCUCUUCUGAGCUGCAUCAGUCUACAGCCACCCCCAGUCCUUCAGGAACCCCUCCACCUCUUCCAACUCGAAGCACAUACACUGCCUCAAAGCAUCCAACCAGCAUACCCACCCAUUCUAACAUAAGCCCAGCAUCUUUGUCUAACGCAAAUGAAUUUUCACUCAAUCCUAAGAGCCAGCUACCAUCACCGCUCCUCCUGGACUUGGAUGCUGAAAGCCUCCACGGUAAAAAUCAGGAGAAACAGUCUUCUUCUUCAGUGUCUACAUCUCCGAGCUCUUUGGUGAAGUCCAUCAAACCUGUGAUAUCGGUGCCAAAAACGAUCGGUGCAGAAUUGAUCGAGCUAGUGCGCAGGAAUACAAAUCUCAGCUAUGAACUUUCGAGAGUAGCAAUCGGUGUUAUGGUAGGGCACAUUCAGAGUUCAGUCCCCACCACGGCUGAGAUCAUGGAACAGAUUCUGGUUUCUCUGGUGGAAAGUAAGGAACUCAGUUCAGCAUUACCAAAGGGACAGGUAUGUCAGGAUGAGCAGCGACUUGAUGUAAUCUUUGCUGAUUUGGCAAGACACAAAAAUGAUGCACAACAAAGGAGUUGGGCAUUGCAUGAGGAUGAGAGUGUAAUUUCCUGUUAUCUGGAAGAACUGCUGGCCAUUCUGACUGAUGCAGACCCAGAGGUUUCUAAGAAAAUGGCCAAGAAAAAUCACUUUGAACCAGUUCUUUCACUUGUCGCUUAUUAUCAGAUGGAACACCGUGUUGCAUUGCGGUUAUUGUUACUGAAGUGUUUCGGAGCAAUGUGCAAUUUGGAUGCAGCCGUCAUCUCCACAUUGGUCAACUCUGUGCUGCCCAUGGAACUUGCACGUGACAUGCAAACUGACACCAAAGAACAUCAGAAGCUUUGCUACUCAGCACUGCUCCUAACAAUGAUAUUUUCCAUGGGGGAGCCAAUGCCAUAUCAUCAUUACGAGCACUUGAACGCGGAAUUUGUGCAAUUCCUUCUGGAUGUGGUUGAAGAUGGACUGUUGUCAGAUUCUACUGACCAGCUACCAGAUUUGUUUGUGAACGUGAUGCUCUCCUUCAACCUCCACAUACUUGUGCCAUCCAACAAUAUCGUCAUGACAACACUGGCAAAACGGGAAAAUGUAAAAGUAAUUACUGAAAAAUUACUGCUGCUACUAAACCGAGCAGAUGACCCAGUUUGUAUCUUCAAACAUCAACCUCAGCCACCACACUCCGUACUAAAGUUCCUGCAGGAUGUGUUUGCCGACAAGAGCACUGGCAACAUUUUCUAUCGCACCGACAUGAUGGUGAUGAUCGACAUUAUUGUGCGUCAAAUCUCUGAUCUCUCCCCAGGAGAAAAGAUUAGAAUGGAGUACCUCUCACUGAUGCAUGCAAUCGUGCGCUCAACAGAUUACAUGUGUCACCAACAUCGCCUCCCUGACCUGCAGGCCACAUUCCAGCGAAUCCUGGCAGAGGAGGAGGAUGAUCAGUCCUGCAAGAUGGACAAGCUCAUCAUCAAUGAGAUUUAUAAAGAAUUUCCUGAUAUCCAAUAGGGAGCUGACUGAAAAGGGAAUGUGGGUUUAAAGUUUGCAAUAUAUAUAUAUAUAUAUACUUAAAAGUUCAACUGAUCCUGGUAACUCUUGCUCCUAUUUGAAGGCAUUUUUUAAGGUCUUAACAGAAUCCGAGGCCUUUUGCAACCUAACGAAAGUUGUCUAAUGACUGGUAACACUUUAUAUCUCAUCUAUUUAAGUGGUGUUUCUCCUGCAGUUCCACAGCGAUGCGGCUAUGCCCAUGACUACACGUGUUCGCAACACUUGUCGAUGCAAUUCAGACAGGAUUUUCAUACAUGUAAACUAUGUGUGGAAUGUAAAUCGCUCUAGUAGAAAUGUUGUCUUGCAACUAACCCAACGUUAAACACGCACGGCUGGCUCAGAGGAGUGCUUGAUAACAUAACAAAACAAUAAUAAAUUGGUCAUUUUCAAUCCAUGACUGUUUG